Paraphaeosphaeria sporulosa is the source of this 1277-nucleotide messenger RNA. RefSeq lists its product as uncharacterized. Gene Ontology annotation, cellular component: cytoplasm. The record is from RefSeq and is a predicted model, not a curated record. Lineage: Eukaryota; Fungi; Ascomycota; Dothideomycetes; Pleosporales; Didymosphaeriaceae. The coding region runs from base 102 to 1034 and encodes 310 amino acids. Gene Ontology annotation, molecular function: rRNA (uridine-N3-)-methyltransferase activity. Gene Ontology annotation, biological process: rRNA base methylation. The transcript has a single exon.
UCUGAAAAUGCAUGUGGUCAUAGCUCAAUAUUUUCCCAACUUCCAAAAUCUCCCCGCAACACCUCCGAACUUCCACAUUCGCAUCGCAUUCUCUCGAGACCAUGUCCAAGACCAAGACGAAACGCGCACGCCGUGAACUCAAACGUGACGCAACCCGCAAAAUUGCAAAUUUCCAGAAAGCCGCCGCAAAAUCUGUCCCAAAGCCAUCCGCACCCGCCGCGAAGAAGCAGAAACCGAACAACGACCCAAAACCUCCCGCCACUGCUGUGCCUAAACCGCCCGUCCAAGCCUCACAGAAGCAUGAAGUACCAUUCGGCACGUACGACCACAUUCUCCUCGUCGGAGAAGGCGACUUCAGCUUCACCAAGUCCCUUGUAUCCGAGCACGGGUGCGCAAAUGUAACAGCCACGUCCUUCGACAGCGACGAGGAAGUGCGGGCGAAAUAUCCCACCUUUGCAAGCAUACACGACGAGCUGAGCGCGCUCACACCACCCGUACCAUUCCACUCCAGCGUCGACGCUACGAAGCUCGGUUCCUACAAAGCCUUGCGCUCGUCGGAGGAGCGGGAAGGCGGCUGGGACACGAUCGCAUUCAUGUUCCCGCACACGGGCGGUCUCUCUACGGAUGUGAACCGCCAGGUGCGCGCCAACCAAGCGCUGCUCGUGGGCUUCUUCAACUCGUGCCUGUCGGCGCACAAAGGGCGGCCGUUUCUGCGCGACGGUGGGCGGGUGCUGGUGUGUCUGUUUGAAGGCGAGCCGUACACGCUGUGGAACGUGCGGGACCUGGCGCGACAUGCGGGGCUGAAGGUGGUGGAGAGCUACAAGUUCGACUCGAAGGAUUAUCCGGGAUAUGCGCACGUGCGGACGUUGGGGGCGAUCGAAGGGGGUGGUGCGUGGAAGGGGGAGGAUAGGAGGGCACGGAUGUUUGUUUUUGAGAAGGUGGGGGAGAAGAAGAAGGAGGAGGAGGAGGGGGAAAAGAAAUGGGGAAAGAAGAGGGCGAGGGACGAGAGCGAGAGCGACUCGGAUGAAGGCUGAAGGGAUACGGUGCAGAGCUUGAUUGUACGAUUUUAAAGAGGAUAGGUUUCACUCUCCUGAAAGUGUUCCUUCAGGGACGACAGCGUCGGCUAGGUGUGAGGAAUUGAGCCAGGACCGAGCAGCGACAGGUUCUCCGAGUGCUAGGAUUCACGUCGAGGAGCUUGGAGAUACGUAAAGACGGUGUGCUUCAGCCAUCGAUGCUGACCUUUCGAGCGAUCUGGGAGAUGUCGCAAAGCCCGAGGA